UAAAACAUAUCAUUUUACUUGACUUUAUUAUAUUAAUUCAUAUUUAUAUAUAUAGAGAGAGAUUUCUUAAAAAUCAAUCCAUUCCAGUUUUUUAAAAUCAAUAAUUAAAAAAAUAAAAAAGCAGUAGUACCAGAUUUGCGUAAAACCCACUUGAUUGCUUUACCUUCCUCUCUCUCUCUUAGCUCUGUUUUUCCUCUUCUCUCUAUUAUGACUUGAAUUCUAAGUAUGAUUAUCUUUGUUCCCUUUAAAUCAUAAGAAAAUAUUCUUGAUUUUUCUACUUCUUUCAAAUUCAAAACGAUAGCUACACCACACACACACACAUAUAUAUUCCUCUCCCUCUCUCUCUCUCUUCCCACCUCAAUAUAUAUAUAUAUAUAAAAGCUUAUAUAUAUUUAUUUUUCUCAUGUCAGAGUGAUCAAAUUCCUCACAAAUAUAUAAAUAUAGACAAAUACCCACAUCAGUUUCUUGAUCACAAUCAAUAAAAAAAAAAUGGGACGACAUUCAUGCUGUUUGAAGCAGAAGUUAAGAAAAGGUUUAUGGUCACCUGAAGAAGAUGAGAAACUGUUCAAUUACAUUACUCAUUUUGGUGUUGGUUGCUGGAGUUCAGUUCCUAAACUUGCUGGUUUGCAAAGGUGUGGGAAGAGUUGCAGAUUAAGAUGGAUAAAUUACUUGAGACCUGAUUUAAAAAGAGGAAUGUUUUCACAACAAGAAGAAGAUCUCAUCAUUAGUCUUCAUCAAGUUCUUGGAAAUAGGUGGGCUCAAAUUGCAGCACAAUUACCAGGAAGAACAGAUAAUGAGAUAAAGAACUUUUGGAAUUCAUGUUUGAAGAAGAAGCUAGUGAAGCAAGGAAUUGACCCAACUACACACAAACCAUUAAGUAAUGAAAACAACAACAACAACAACACUAUGGAAUUAGCCAAAGAUAAGAAAAAUGGUACUACUACUACUACAAGAGACCAAAAAGAGUCCUUAAUGAUCAUACCCCAAUUUCAUGAUCAUCAUCAUCAUCAUCAAUCAAACACAUUGGCUUCUAAUCAUCAUGGCCCUACAUUUCUCAUGUCAGAUGAAACUACAACUACUUACUAUGAUCAUUCCUCUACCAAUAAUAAUGGAGUUGUACUAAUCACAGACGCUUCUUCAAAAGACCAAACCAAUUUGAUCAACAUCAAUAAUAAGUCGAAUUUCGAUUCCCCCUUGUUGUAUUUCGACCAAUUCACUACGAGUAGCAGUACUACAAUGGAGCCAGUUUCUGGCGGUGGCGGUGGCUACAGCUCCGAUCAACUAAUUCCUUCUCAGUUUCACAAUGGUAUUAAUAGACCAUUAUCUGCCAUGAAUCACCAAAACUAUGGGAGCUGUUUCGCUUCAAUGCCGAGCUUGGCGAGUUCAGGAGCAGAGUUUUCGGACAAUAAUUCUGGUUCGAGGGUCAGUUCCUUUUUCAUGAACGAGGUUAAGGAAACUUCAAGUAACAGCUCCAACGUAAGUAACUAUGCUGGUUAUCAUCAUCAUCAUCAUCACAUGAACAAUCAUAAUCAUAAUAAUAAUAAUGGAGCUUUUUCAACAACUUGGGAUGUUGAAAACAAAUUAGAGUCGUUGAUUUACCAACAGUUUCAAGGGAUUAAUGGGAUAGUAAAGUCAGAAGAACAGCAACUCGUCAUGACUCGGCCGAGUUCGUGGAAUGAAUCGGCUGAGCAACAACAACACCAACAACAACAAUUUCAUCAUCAUCACAGCUCUGUAGAUUUCGGUACCUAUCCAUUAACGUCACUGUCAGAAGAUUUAACAGGUGCUAAUUUUGAUGUCUUCCACCAAAUUUAAAAUUCCCAAGUAUUGUUAUAAAUGUAAAUUCAUUCUCUUUUUUUUAUUUAAUUUUUUUUAUGGGGUUUCUCUUUUCUAUACAAAUACACAAAGAUAUGUUGAUAGUAACAAGGAAAAAGGUUUGAGAAUCUGAAGAUUUUUUUUUUGGGGUGUUUUUUUUAUUAUAUAAAUAUAUACAACUAGGCAAUGAUUAAAAUACUACAUAGCUAGCUUAGCUAGGGGCGAUUUUAUUUUAAUUUUAUUUUUUCGAAUUUGUUUUUGUAAUUGUUUAAAAGAGUUGAAAUAAUAAAGUAAUUAAUUGAGUGUGGUAAC
Molecule: messenger RNA, 2127 nt
Organism: Cannabis sativa
Lineage: Eukaryota; Viridiplantae; Streptophyta; Magnoliopsida; Rosales; Cannabaceae
Product: transcription factor MYB86
Exons: 3
Coding region: 490-1815 (441 amino acids)
Biological process (GO): regulation of stomatal movement
Source: RefSeq, a predicted model, not a curated record